This is a messenger RNA of Cyphellophora europaea CBS 101466, 588 nucleotides long. RefSeq lists its product as uncharacterized. Gene Ontology annotation, cellular component: EKC/KEOPS complex; nucleus; cytosol. The transcript has 3 exons. NCBI's taxonomy places the organism in Eukaryota, Fungi, Ascomycota, Eurotiomycetes, Chaetothyriales, Cyphellophoraceae. Gene Ontology annotation, biological process: telomere maintenance via recombination; tRNA threonylcarbamoyladenosine modification. The coding region runs from base 1 to 588 and encodes 195 amino acids. The record is from RefSeq and is a predicted model, not a curated record.
AUGGUCGAACAGGUGUCUCUGGCCCAUAUUCCGCCGGAGCUGGCGGUGUAUGUUGCCCUCUAUACGGAGCUCGAGAACGCCGCCUUCCUUCGCGACCAGCUAUUAGCGGGGAACACGGAUUUCGAAUAUGCAUUCAUCGAUGCGAGCAUGGUCGUCUCGCGAAAUCAAGUGCUUGCUGCUACCUUUCGUGCUUUGAACGAUUACCUUCAUGACCGCCUCAAGUCCCGCAACGUUCAUUCUGAGAUCGUCUUCUCUUUAAGCCCAAAUAAUAACAUCGGCGAAGCCUUCCGCAGGUUUGGCAUCAGCGCUGACACCAAGGACUUGAUCGUGGUCAAGGUCACUACCACGCCAGACGUCAACCUGGAGACAAUUCAGGCGCAUCUAUCCACUGCAGUCAAAGCGCAGGAGGUUCAACUCGUCGAUGAUUCCCUAGCUGAGUGCAGUGAUCUUGCACGGAUUCGGAGGGUGUACAAACUACCUGUCCCGGCCUCCAACAAGCCAGCAAACGGCGUACAACCGUCACGUAGCGAUCGGAAUCAGCUCGAGGCCCAGAUACUGGGCGUAAUGGCUCUAAGAGGCGCGACCUGA